Ctenopharyngodon idella (grass carp) is the source of this 3412-nucleotide messenger RNA. It is a transcript of the gene dpf3, whose product is annotated as double PHD fingers 3. Gene Ontology annotation, biological process: nervous system development. Lineage: Eukaryota; Metazoa; Chordata; Actinopteri; Cypriniformes; Xenocyprididae. The transcript has 12 exons. Bases 118 to 1293 code for a protein of 391 amino acids. The record is from RefSeq and is a predicted model, not a curated record. Gene Ontology annotation, cellular component: nBAF complex; nucleus.
AUUCCUAGUAUUGUAUUGGCCAGACUGCCGGACACAGAGGUCCGUAUUGGCUGUUUUUCUUUCACAACGAUCCCAAAGAACUCAGAGAUUUGGAAUAUUAGGUUACAGUGUGGCAAAAUGGCGACUGUCAUUCAGAAUCCGCUGAAAGCGCUCGGGGACCAGUUCUACAGGGAGGCCAUUGAGCACUGUCGCAGCUACAAUGCCCGCUUGUGUGCGGAGCGCAGCGUACGCAUGCCCUUCCUGGACUCUCAGACGGGUGUAGCUCAGAACAACUGUUACAUCUGGAUGGAGAAGCGGCACCGGGGGCCAGGGUUGGCGGCAGGUCAGAUGUACACCUACCCAGCGCGUUGCUGGAGAAAGAAGAGACGACUUCACCCACCACUUGACCCUCAGCUUCGCCUUUGUGAACUCAGACUUGAGGCUGAGCUAAUGGCCAAGAGGGAAGCCCCACCGACGGAAGCCACCGCCCUGGAGGCACUGCUACGAGGUGACGGGAUCUUGGACAAAAGAAACAAUAACUCUAAAGAGGAAGAGACACUACUGGAAAUCCAGAGGGUGCUUGAGGCAGAUGAAAACGGGGAUGGUUUCCAUGACGAUGAGGAUUUUGAAGUGGACACACCAAAGAGGAAGCAUCGAAACAAAGGCAGGGGUCGAGGCUCUGGGCGCAGGCGAACAGAAGCAGUGGCCAACGACGAUCAGGAUAAACCCUACGUUUGUGACAACAGAUACAAACAAAAGCAUAACUCAAAAACUGCUGACUCAGUCUGUGGGAAGCGUUACAAAAACCGCCCUGGACUAAGCUACCAUUAUGCCCAUACUCACCUUGCUGAAGAGGAGGGUGAAGAAGAACGAGAAGCUGAAAUCCCCCAGUCUCCUCCUGUCCAUCACGAGAAUCACAAACCACAGAAAGGGCCUGAUGGUGCGAUCAUCCCUAAUGACUACUGUGACUUCUGUCUGGGAGACUCAGGCUCUAACAGGAAGACAGGCCAGGCUGAGGAGCUGGUUUCCUGUUCAGACUGUGGCCGCUCUGGCCAUCCUUCAUGUCUGCAGUUCACAGACAACAUGAUGCAGGCUGUUCGAACAUACCAGUGGCAGUGCAUCGAGUGUAAAUCCUGCAGUCUGUGUGGCACCUCAGAGAACGAUGAUCAGCUUCUGUUCUGCGAUGACUGUGAUCGGGGAUACCACAUGUACUGCCUCAAGCCUCCAAUGACUCAGCCACCUGAGGGAAGUUGGAGUUGUCAUCUGUGUCUUGAUCUGCUGAAGGAUAAGGCUUCUGGUUUCGGAGAGCCAUAAGCAUUGAGGUCCUACACAGAUGCACACAGACACGCACAGCGGACUCAGGAUGGAUGUUUGUCCUGGUUUGCUCUGUAGUUUUCCUCCUGUAGUAGUGUGAAGUGGAGAUUUCCUCUACCUCUGUGUUACAAACAUUUCCCUAAAACAAGUCUAGGCAAUCGGUACCUCACAAACAUCCAGCUCACUAGCGAAUCCAAAGGCAGGAUUGAGUCCAGAUUGUCCGAUCGCCUAGAAAUACAAGUCGUAUUUAUAUGGAAAGUACUUUGUUAAAUCACAACACCAGCAUAAGAGCUACAAUAUCUUGAUUAAAUGAAGUGAUAAUGAGCCUCUUACACACACAGUAGCUCCUGAGCUGUGAUUCUAAGCCAUUAUUUCUUUGAAAUUAUGAUUGACAAAGCCAGUUUUAAGAAAUAGCAGAUUUUAAAGUCAAUAUCAUGGUGACAAGCUGUUUCUGUAAAUCUGUAAGUAAUAAAAGCAACAUAAACUUACCCAGAAACACACACCAGAGGUAUAAAAGCAGAACCCUUUUCAUUUUAUUUGGCUUCUAUUCACUUUAAUAAUGUUUUUAAUGUGUUUACAAUGAUUUUUUUUUUUUUUUUUGCAAAGAUAUUUUCGGCUUGCACAAAGAAAGAAAUAACAAGGAUAAAUGUGAUUAGAAACUCAUCUUUCUUACUGGGAUCAUCAUUCAGGUAGACAUUUAGAGCUUAGUGUCUGAGAGUUAUUGUGAAAGCAAUCUUUAUCUAAAUGGCAAAAAAAUGUUUUUCCCUGUAUCGAGGCAGCACUUAUAGUUUUUACUUUAUCAGGACUGGAAAAUUUUUAUAUAUAAUUUAGCAGACAAUCGUGUGGUUGGUAAAUUGCAUGAUAGCCAUCAUAUUUAAAUACACCUAAUGCUUUUCCUUGUGCAACGACAAUACUGGCAUGCUUUGUGUUGCCUUUUCAAGCCUGCUUUUUUCCUUUAGGUUCCAUUUUCUAAUUAUUAAAUGUGAACACAUAGACUCUUCAAAUCUUUGUUAUUUUGUGUCGGACAUAUCUGGUUAUGCUCCAGGAAUAUUUUAGUUUUGUGUGUCAUUGAACCUUCUAUUGUUCCAUCCGCCUGUUUGGAGCCCUUCAUACCUCUCUGAGUGAAACAUCUGUUCGCUCCAUUUUGUAUUUCUUUGCUCAUGAUAUAUUAGCAUUUCUAUUUCCAUCUGGACAUUCUCUCAUGUCAUUCCCACCUCCUUCACCUGUAUAAUACAUUAGAGGCUCUAUUUUCAGAGCCAAUUCAUCAACACUCUCCAGAUCCAGAGAUCUGUUGAAUAUUUUAGCUAUGCAUUUUUUCAAAGGUCAUUUACAUUUGUUUUUUUGGCAGAUGAUUCUUUGCCAAUGGUCUACUAAAAUAGUGUUAGUGCAUUAAGACAUUUCUUAAAGGUUCCAGAAUCAAAGUAGUUUUGAUGAUGUUUAGAGUCCGUUCAUCUAUAACCAUAGGUAAGCCUUUGGAAUAUAAUUUUUGUUUAGAAUAAAAAGAAAAGAAAAAAAGGUAUCUUUUUUCCGUGUUUCGCACUGUAUUCAGGUUUAGAGAUUUCGGACUGUUUUUUUUUUUUUUUUUUUUUUUUUUUUUUUUAUAUUUGCAUAGAUGAAUGAACGAAUACAGCAUGCGCUGUGGUUACCAUAUUCUUCAAAAUAUCUUCUUUUGUGAUCAGCAGAAGAAAGAAAUUCUUACAGGUUUGGAACAACUUUAGAGUGAGUAACAAAUGAUGACAGGAUUUUCAUUUUCGUGUGAACUAUCCCUUCGAAAAAAGACGAUAAGCUAGAAGCCUAUCUCUCGAAGCAGCUUAACUGAAGCGUCGAAAGUCGUAGGCCUACAACACGAACUGAUUUUCUCUGGUCCAAAAGUAGCCUAGAAAAACGCAGUUUUGAGUUAACCAUACGGACGAUAAUCAUCCCAAUUGAUUUGUCAUGACCUGUUACAAUGAUACAUCUUGUGUAUAACAUAUAAUACAAACACAAAUGUUGAAUACUUUUUAAUCCUUUGCAGUCAUGAGAAUCAUUUUGUACUUAGUUUUUUUUAUAUUAUUUCUUAUGCCCUUUUCUUCUUCUUAUCCUUGUAAUGUAAAAUGUAAUAAAAAUGUAAAAAGUAAAA